Sciurus carolinensis (gray squirrel) is the source of this 5654-nucleotide messenger RNA. RefSeq names its product transient receptor potential cation channel subfamily M member 8 (gene Trpm8). Gene Ontology annotation, molecular function: ligand-gated calcium channel activity. The record is from RefSeq and is a predicted model, not a curated record. The coding region runs from base 1 to 3315 and encodes 1104 amino acids. NCBI's taxonomy places the organism in Eukaryota, Metazoa, Chordata, Mammalia, Rodentia, Sciuridae. The transcript has 25 exons. Gene Ontology annotation, biological process: calcium ion transmembrane transport. Gene Ontology annotation, cellular component: membrane.
AUGUCCUUCGAGGGUGCCAGGUUCAGCAUGAGGAGCAGGAGGAACGGCAUCCUGGGCAGCACCCGGACCCUGUACUCCAGCGUGUCUCGGAGCACAGACGUGUCCUACAGCGAGAGCGACUUGGUGAAUUUUAUUCAAGCGAAUUUUAAGAAGCGGGAAUGCGUCUUCUUUACCAAAGAUUCCAAGGCCACGGAAAACGUGUGCAAAUGUGGCUACACGCAGAGCCAUCACAUGGAAGGCACCCAGGUCAACCAAAGCGAGAAGUGGAAUUACAAGAAACACACCAAGGAGUUUCCCACAGAUGCCUUUGGGGACAUUCAGUUUGAGGCCCUGGGGAAGAAAGGCAAGUACAUCCGUUUGUCCUGCGACACGGACGCGGAGACCCUCUAUGAGCUGCUGACCCAGCACUGGCACCUGAAAACGCCCAACCUGGUCAUUUCCGUGACGGGCGGCGCCAAAAACUUCGCCCUGAAGCCGCGCAUGCGCAAGAUCUUCAGCCGCCUCAUCUACAUCGCGCAGUCCAAAGGCGCUUGGAUCCUCACGGGCGGUACCCAUUACGGCCUGAUGAGGUACAUCGGCGAGGUGGUGAGAGAUAACACCAUCAGCAGGAGCUCGGAAGAGAACAUCGUGGCCAUCGGCAUAGCAGCCUGGGGCAUGGUCUCCAACCGGGACACCCUCAUCCGCAGUGGUGAUGCUGAGGGGUAUUUUUCAGCUCAGUACAUCAUGGAUGACUUCACGAGGGACCCGCUGUAUGUCCUGGACAACAAUCACACCCACUUGCUGCUUGUGGACAAUGGGUGUCACGGACACCCCACCGUUGAAGCCAAGCUCCGGAAUCAGCUGGAGAAAUACAUCUCCGAGCGCACAAGUCAAGAUUCUAACUAUGGUGGCAAGAUCCCCAUUGUGUGUUUUGCCCAAGGAGGUGGAAGAGAGACUUUGAAAGCCAUCAACACCUCCAUCAAGAGUAAGAUCCCUUGUGUGGUGGUGGAGGGCUCGGGGCAGAUGGCCGAUGUGAUCGCCAGCCUGGUGGAGGUGGAGGGCGACCUGACAUCUUCCACGGUGAAGGAGAAGCUGGUGCGCUUUCUACCCCGCACCGUGUCCCGGCUGCCAGAGGAGGAGACUGAGAGCUGGAUCAAAUGGCUCAAAGAAAUUCUUGAAAGUUCUCACCUGCUAACAGUUAUUAAAAUGGAAGAAGCCGGGGAUGAAAUUGUGAGCAAUGCCAUUUCCUAUGCUUUGUACAAAGCCUUCAGCACCAAUGAGCAAGAAAAGGACAACUGGAACGGGCAGCUGAAGCUCCUGCUGGAGUGGAACCAGCUGGACCUGGCCAGCGAUGAGAUCUUCACCAACGAUCGCAGGUGGGAGUCUGCAGACCUUCAGGAAGUCAUGUUCACAGCUCUCAUAAAGGACAGACCCAAAUUCGUCCGCCUCUUUCUGGAGAACGGCUUGAACCUGCAGAAGUUCCUCACCAACGAUGUCCUCACCGAGCUCUUCUCCAACCACUUCAGCACCCUCGUGUAUCGGAACCUGCAGAUUGCCAAGAAUUCCUACAAUGACGCCCUCCUCACGUUCGUCUGGAAGCUGGUUGCCAACUUCCGAAGAGGCUUCUGGAAGGAAGACAGAAAUAGCAGGGACGAGAUGGAUGUGGAACUCCAUGACGUGUCUUUCAUUACCCGGCACCCCCUGCAAGCUCUCUUCAUCUGGGCCAUUCUGCAGAACAAGAAGGAGCUUUCCAAAGUCAUCUGGGAACAGACCAGGGGCUGUACUCUGGCAGCCCUGGGAGCCAGCAAGCUUCUGAAGACGCUGGCCAAGGUGAAGAAUGACAUCAAUGCCGCUGGGGAGUCUGAGGAGCUGGCAAACGAGUACGAGACCCGCGCAGUGGAGCUUUUCACGGAGUGCUACAGCAGCGACGAGGACCUGGCGGAGCAGCUGCUGGUUUACUCCUGUGAAGCUUGGGGUGGAAGCAACUGUUUGGAGCUGGCGGUGGAGGCCACAGACCAGCAUUUCAUCGCCCAGCCUGGGGUGCAGAAUUUUCUUUCCAAGCAAUGGUAUGGCGAGAUCUCCCGAGACACCAAGAACUGGAAGAUCAUUCUGUGCCUGUUUCUCAUUCCCCUGGUGGGCUGCGGCUUCGUGUCCUUCAGGAAGAAGCCCAUUGACAAGCACAGGCGGCUCCUGUGGCACUACGUGGCCUUCUUCACGUCCCCCUUCGUGGUCUUCUCCUGGAACGUGGUCUUCUACAUCGCCUUCCUGCUGCUCUUCGCCUACGUGCUGCUCAUGGACUUCCACUCGGUGCCGCACACGCCCGAGCUGAUCCUCUACGCGCUGGUCUUCGUCCUGUUCUGUGACGAAGUGAGGCAGUGGUACAUGAACGGGGUGAAUUACUUCACCGACCUGUGGAACGUCAUGGACACGCUGGGGCUGUUCUACUUCAUAGCAGGGAUUGUGUUUCGGCUCCACCCUUCUAAUAAAAGUUCUCUGUACUCUGGCCGAGUCAUUUUCUGCCUGGAUUACAUCAUAUUCACCCUCAGGUUGAUCCACAUUUUCACUGUGAGCAGAAACUUAGGACCCAAGAUCAUAAUGCUGCAGAGGAUGUUGGUGGAUGUCUUCUUCUUCCUGUUCCUCUUUGCCGUGUGGAUGGUGGCCUUCGGGGUGGCCAGGCAAGGCAUCCUGAGGCAGAACGAGCAGCGCUGGAGGUGGAUCUUCCGCUCCGUCAUCUAUGAGCCCUACCUGGCCAUGUUCGGCCAGGUGCCCAGCGAUGUGGAUGGUACCACCUACGACUUUGCCCACUGCACCUUCACCGGCAACGAGUCCAAGCCGCUGUGCGUGGAGCUGGAUGAGCACAGCCUGCCGCGCUUCCCCGAGUGGAUCACCAUCCCCCUGGUGUGCAUCUACAUGCUGUCCACCAACAUCCUGCUGGUCAACCUGCUGGUCGCCAUGUUCGGCUACACGGUGGGCACCGUCCAGGAGAACAACGACCAGGUCUGGAAGUUCCAGAGGUACUUCCUGGUGCAGGAGUACUGUAGCCGCCUCAACAUCCCCUUCCCCUUCGUGGUCUUCGCCUACUUCUACAUGGUGGUCAAGAAGUGCUUCAAGUGCUGUUGCAAGGAGAGGCACGUGGGGUCCUCUGCCUGCUGUUUCAGAAAUGAGGACAAUGAGACUUUGGCCUGGGAGGGUGUUAUGAAGGAGAAUUACCUCGUCAAGAUCAACACGAAGGCCAAUGACACCUCAGAGGAGAUGAGGCAUCGGUUUAGACAACUGGAUACAAAGCUUAAUGAUCUCAAGGGUCUUCUGAAAGAGAUUGCUAGUAAAAUCAAAUAAAAUGACGUGAACUCUUGUGGAGAAAAAUCUCUUUAUAUCAAGGGAACGCCAGCCGUCUGACCCGACAGGGGAGAGGGAAGCUGUCACCGUCCCGCUACUGACUGCUGCAUGAGAACUCUUCCGGUCCCUGGACUCAGGGCGGAUGGUUUUAGUCACCCUGAUGUGCUGAAAUCUGGGAAGCGAGCAUGUGAUGCUCUCACACGGGGGACGGACGUAAGGGAAGAACUUUUCCUCCCAGUGCACCUGCCUCUGGGGCCCCUGCUGUCUGUGUCUCGUGCCUUGUGCAUAAGUGUCUUCCCCUGUCUUACUGCCGACCACGGGUCCUGAAGGAGCAUCUCUGCUACACAGAAGAGCCUGGCCCUGCCUUAGUCCCGUGUGGUUAUUUUGUUUAUUUCCAAUUGAGUCUCUAACUUUUCCUUUUUUGUGUUAUGUGACCAAUUUGUUGGCAUCUUGUUAAAAGUCUCCCAAAUCAGGUCAGAUUCUAAAAUGUGCUGGGGCAGGAGGACCCUGCUCUGUUCAGGAGGGGCUCUUUUCAUGCCUCCUCCGGCCUCUCAGCUUCAAGGCAGGGGCUCCACGGUGACGCCCUCUUCACCUCCCUGGUGGCGGGCGCUGCUGUGGAGGGCCGCAUCGCUCCUGGCCACGCGAACAGCCACCUGCAGUGGGCCCUCCAGAGGCGCCGUGGUCUCACUGGGCACUCCUCUUGCUCCUCUGAUUUAUUGUUUUUUUCAUUAAAAAUGAUACCUGGAUAUUAUAGAAAAUUUAGACUACAGAGAGAUGUAGGAAGAACACCAAUACCUAAAGGUCAUCACGGUUCACGUUUCCGAGUUUCUCUAAGUCUAGUUUUUUCUAUGCACAUUUUAUUUCCCUUCCAAAAUGUUACAUAAUGUCAUCAUAUUGCAUAUAUGGUUUUGUAUAAGCUUUUUCACAUGAUAUUUCAUCAAAGAUGUUUUCUUUAUAUUCAUGGUAUUCUUUAAUGUUGUAUCAGCAAUUGCAUAGUAUUCAACCUCUAGUGAUGUCUCCACUGUUGGUCAUUGAAGGCUGUUUCCAGUUGCCCAUUGGGAUGAACAUUUUUGUGCAUGAAUCUUUUUCUGCAUUUGGGAAAAUUCCCCAAGGCUUAGAUUCCUUAGGAAUAUCUAGUGAUUAUCAAACCACUUCUAAGGCUUUGUCAUCAAUGUAUAGCAAAUAGGAAUUGUUAACUUGAGUAUACGAUAUGAAACACAUGAAGCUAUAGCUAUUAAAAUAUUAUAUUUAAUCCGUAGUGUAGGAAGAAGCUAAUAUGCUUUUUUAAAUAUUAUGGGUGGUGAAGGCAUUGGUACAGAAUUAGAGAAUUAUCUUACUGAGCACACCUAGUUCUCACUUUCGCUGGAAAUGGUGGCAUCUGAGCUCCAAAGAGAAGCUCUGGAGGUGUAUCAGGCAAUUUAAAUGCCAUUACUGGUUUUUCAGCUUUGAAUAGACUAUAAACUCUGUGGCUGAAGAAGGGAAUCUUGGAAAGAAGCUAUUCAAUGAACAUCUAAUUACAAAAACCACAAAAGCAUUAACCAAAAAAAGUUGAGUUUCAUUUUAUCUGGGCAGUAUUUAAAAUGACUAUUCACAACCUUUACAAGGUUUGCAGGGAAUGAAUUCAAAUAGAAGGUGACUUUUUACUUAAUCCUGACAAUGGCCUAAAAAGGAAUCCUCUUCAAUAGGGUCUAUCAGUUCAUGGCUUCAGGUCCAGAAAAUGUUUGGGAGAAAAUUUACAUGACAAAAAUGGUCAGUGAAUAGAAAGUUCAAAAUUUCUCAGAGAGAGAAUGUCACUUCCAUGUCACCAUGGCAACUAGAAUACCUGCUGUUUCUGAAACCACCAGGAAGGUCAUUCCUCUCCAUGCUGGUUAGAAAAAAUAAUGCAAAUGGCAAACAUAAGACUGUACAUGAAGAAGAGCAGCUCAGUGAGCAGCCCCUCUAUUCAGGUGGGGAAUUUGAAUAACAUCGGUAAAUCAAGUCAGAACUCCCAGAGGUACAAGUUAGCAUCUUUCUACCUGCUGAUCGCCCCGCAUGGACGUGUUCAUGUGGUUUCCAGCACGGCUCCUCUGCUGGAUGUUUCUGCGUGGUCACUCUACGUGACUUUUGCAAAAUCAUUGUUUCUAGUGCAGCUCAUGAAAACAGCACACGUAUCGAAUAUUCCUCUAGUCAAAGGUGCUACAUCUUCGUGUACGAUGGAUGUGUUCUGUGUACUUGUGCACAACUGGAGAAUUCUGUGGCUUGAUUCAAAUGACUGUUAAUGAAUUAAAUAACAGAGGAAUUGUCACGUGUUGCUUUUGCUAUUCUACUGAGAGUGGAAAAAAAUAAAAUCCUUUCAUUGA